This is a messenger RNA of Sphaeramia orbicularis (orbiculate cardinalfish), 8279 nucleotides long. RefSeq names its product nuclear factor 1 B-type. The transcript has 12 exons. Gene Ontology annotation, cellular component: nucleus. The record is from RefSeq and is a predicted model, not a curated record. Gene Ontology annotation, biological process: regulation of transcription by RNA polymerase II. NCBI's taxonomy places the organism in Eukaryota, Metazoa, Chordata, Actinopteri, Kurtiformes, Apogonidae. Bases 1383 to 3074 code for a protein of 563 amino acids. Gene Ontology annotation, molecular function: RNA polymerase II cis-regulatory region sequence-specific DNA binding; DNA-binding transcription factor activity, RNA polymerase II-specific.
UAUUGUUUAUCAAUGCUGUGAUAUUUUGUGCAACAAUAUUUUUUAUUUUUUAUUUUUUUGGUAAUUCGCAACCGUUGACAAAUGUGAAGUGAGUUAACUUAAACGGACCACAACACUGACCCAAAAUUGUAGUAAACUUGGCACAUAUCCUCCAGUAGCCUAUGUUAACAUCCCAUUCCCCUUAAAAUUUGCCAAAUGCACUGUAAUGUGACUGUUGACAGCUCUGUAGGAUGAAGGACGCACACUGAAGCGCACAAAGUAGCAACGUUUAUCAGCGGCAACGUGCAAAAGUUUUGGUUUAUUUUUAAGUGAUCAGAUGUUAUUUCCCCCCAAAAAAUGUAUCAUUUAAUAAAAAUACUCAAAAAAGUUUGGCAACACUACUUAAAGUUUGUGCGUAAUUGUAUAAAUAUACCGCAGAAAAGCAUCAAUAUUUGGAGUCAAAUUCAUCCACAGUGUUGAAAAUGAUAAGUUCUAACAAUUUUGUGUCAGAGUUUGUGCGUAAAUGUUAAUGUUGGAUCAUUUUUGUGGCUGUCAGUUUUAUUAUGCUGAAAGUUUCCUUUUUUUUAAUGUGAAAAAAGGAGUUUGAUGUUGACACGGAGCUCGGGGUAAAAAAGCUGCGGUGGGAAAUGUUCCUUUUUCCAUUUGUGUGUGUGUGUGUGUGUGUGUGGAUCAAGGUCCCAUAAGCUUGUAAAAUAAUUCUGUGAAUGAAUUGUCAGUCUUGGUUUUCAUAUAAGCGAGGAUAAAAAAUAAGAAGGAGAAGAAGAAGAAGGAGAAGAAAGGUGCUGGAUGGUGGAUAGGGGUUGUGUGUUUAGAGGAGGAGCAGGAGGAGUGUGACUGUGUAAUUACGUGGGUGAAAAAAAAAAAAAGAAAAAAAAAAAAAAAAGUUGGGUCUGAUUUGCUGGAAUCGCGCAGGACCGAAGGUGCACCGGUUGACUUCAUAUCAAGUUUGUCUAAAGCGGGGGUGAACAUCACACACUCGGCGCCCUCUGAAGCUCUUCACCAUGCUUUUAUGAACCAGAUAUCGCUGCACUGAGACGCGCAAAAGAGCCUCUGUAACACAGGAGUACGCAGCGUUUGCACCGGCUUCUUCACCGAGCAGAAUUUACAAGUGCUCAACUUUAAAAAAAAAAAAAAAAAAAAAAAAAGGAAAGAAAAACUCCUGCAUAGGUUCCUUUCUUUGCGGAGACGACAAUCUUUGGAUCGCAAAAAAAAAAAAAAAAAAAGAAAAAAAAAUUCAUGGAUGUUGUUGGAUAAUCCUUUUUUCUUUUACGCGGAUAGCUGCUCCACAGUCUUGCAUGGUGCACAUCGGUCCAGGAAUGGCGCGAUAAAGUGAUCAGAGGAAUCAGUCCACGUACAUUGACUUUCUGUGUAGCCGUCUCGUCAUGUAUUCUCCGAUUUGUCUUACUCAGGAUGAAUUUCAUCCCUUCAUUGAGGCACUUCUUCCUCACGUCCGUGCCAUUGCCUACACGUGGUUCAACCUCCAGGCCAGAAAACGCAAGUACUUUAAGAAGCACGAGAAGCGGAUGUCCAAGGAUGAGGAGCGCGCAGUGAAGGACGAGCUUCUGAGCGAGAAGCCCGAGGUGAAACAGAAGUGGGCAUCCAGGCUGCUGGCCAAGCUCCGUAAGGACAUUCGGCAGGAGUACCGGGAGGACUUUGUCCUCAGCGUGACGGGCAAGAAGCACCCGUGCUGUGUGCUAUCCAACCCGGACCAGAAGGGCAAGAUCCGCCGGAUCGACUGUUUGCGGCAGGCUGACAAAGUUUGGCGUCUGGACCUGGUGAUGGUCAUCCUCUUCAAAGGCAUCCCUCUGGAAAGUACAGAUGGCGAGCGCCUUGUCAAGUCUCCACAUUGCACCAACCCAGCACUUUGUGUCCAGCCACACCACAUAACAGUAUCGGUCAAGGAGCUGGACUUGUUUCUAGCAUACUAUGUCCAGGACCAAGACUCACAGCAGUCAGGAAGUCCCAGUAACAAUGAGCCAGGCAAGAACCCUCUUCCAGUUUACUUGGAAGACAGCUUCAUCAAAUCAGGAGUCUUCAGCGUUGCAGAACUGGUGCGGGUGUCCAGAAUGCCCAUCACCCACGGUGCAGCUGUAAACUUCUCCAUGGCCGACAUGCCCAGCCAACCCUACUAUCACGACCUGAACUCCAGCGUGGGGCUGCAUCGCUCCCUAUCCUCCCCUCCUGGCAGUAAAAGGCCCAAAACUGUCAACAUGGAGGAGAACAUGGAUACCAGUCCGACAGGGCCUGACUUCUACUCGUCACCGAGUUCACCAGCCAGCAGUCGAGCAAACUGGCACGACAGAGACGGAGCAGACAUGUCGUCUCCUACCAUGAAGAAGCCAGAGAAGCCGCUGUUCAGCCCCACCUCCCCGCAGGACUCCUCACCACGACUCAGCACUUUCCCUCAGCCUCAUCACCCGGGCUUAACAGGUGUAGGACACAGUGUUAUAUCGACGAGGAGCCCCCCUCCCCACUCACCCCUGCAGUUCUCAGCCUCGGCUAUCUUGCCCCCGGCGCCGUCGCCCUAUUUCUCGCCCACCACCAUCCGCUACCCGCCCCACCUCAACCCUGGUGAUCCCCUUAAGACCUACGUGCCGUCGUACGACCCGUCCAGCCCACAGAGCAGCCAGCCUAACAGCAGUGGUCAGGUGGUAGGCAAGGUCCCAGGCCACUUCACCCCAGUCCUGGCUCCCUCCCCACACCACGGCACCGUGCGACCCGUCUCGCUCUCCAUGCCCGACACCAAGCCCAUCACCACAUCCACAGAAGGCUACUCAGCCCCUGGCACCCCGACGGCUAAUCGUUUUGUAGGCCUGAGCCCUAGAGAUCCCGCCUUCCUUCACCAGCAACAGCUGAGGAAGUGUGACUGGAGCGUGACUCAAAACGGCAGGCAUUAUGGCCCCAGUGCCACUGACGACACUUUGGGGAUUACUUGGCAAAGUCCUGGUACCUGGGCGAGCUUAGUUCCAUUCCAAGUGUCGAACGGGACUCCGAUUCUGCCAACAAAUGUCCACCAGAACUACAGCAUAAACAUCAUUGGUGAGCCCCUGGUCCCCGCUGAGACAGGGAACUGAACACAGAGAGGCCGGAUGCCCCCCAGGGUGGAUAGGUGGGUGGGGGUUUGGUGGUGCAGAGCUCGCACUACAGGUGUCCGCAGCCAUGGAUGAAACCAGCAAGCAGCACAAGCUGCACAAUCUCCACUCCCCACCCCCCCUCCUCCUGAUCUCACCCCCUCCUUAAACCCUCGCCUCCUCCCGUCCCCUCCCGUGAUGGACACUGGCCGUGAAGACAAGAGUUGGUGCAGAGGAAAGAAAAAAACAAAAGAAAAAGCUUCAGGUCUGCUGUCAAAACUCUCCCUGCCCACACAUCCACCAGCCACCAGUCAGUUGUUGUGUUUGCAGAACUUUUCAAUCCAUUCAAAUACUGUGAUGUAUAGAUGCCUUAAUGUUUUAUUGCAUGACACUCUAGUCUCUUAGCGGCAAUUCCUACUAUUUUUCCUUGUUGGGGGAAGAUGUAAAAUCUUGAUUUACACACACAUACACACACAAGUGAAGGGGUCUGUGUAUCUACAACCUCUGCCUGGUGGAUGCUCUGAGACUCUAAGCUCUCCGACUCAGACCUGUACGGUCCCUCUUGAAAAGAGGUUUUCCCAUGUCAAAUGAUUCACUGUGUACACCAUACGAACAAAAAUUGUGAAUUCAGAGUGUUUUCUUCUUCCGUUUGAUUUCAGUUUACUGUGAUACGACUUCUUUGUUCAGAAAAAUGUGUUGACUUGUUUAUUCUUUACUGCUACUUACUUCAAGAUUUAAUCUAAACACUUACAGUAAGAGUUGAGAACUCUUGAUGUGGUUUUCAAAAAACACUAAAUGUUAGCCUUGAGAUUGGACCCCUCGUUAAAGAAUUCGCAUCUCCUUUGCAAAAGGAUUAAAAGGACAGAAAGUAAGAAAAUCUUGAUAGAGGCAAGUGCAAUUGAAUUUUUGAAGGGAAGCUAUCAGUCUGUCAGCCCUAAGACUCUAAAGGAAGGGGGAUAAUUAUUAAAUGGUUUUAUGGGUAAAAUGUUUAAGAAAACAUUUGAGUUUAAUUUCAGUCACAUGUCCGUCUCCUCAUUAGAGAGAAACAUCAACAAGCGUGAAAAGCAGUUGAAGGCAAGCACUAAGCUACCUGUGCAGCGCUGAGCAAAACCAGCACUUCUUUUUAGCCCUUCCCAUCAUUAUGGGGAGCUUUUUUUUAUUUAUUUUGGGGGAAAAAAUAACUGAACAUAAGUAUAGAAAUGAGACACACAUAGUGUGUAAAAAUGGCAUUUCUGUUUCGAUGCUUAUGAUAAGAUCAAGAGCAUAUGCAUUUGGCCAUCAGCUUCUAAAGCUUAUGUUUACAGAAAAAAAUAUGGAAUGCAAAGUGUUAAUUCAUGGAAAUAUACAAUUCAUGCAAAUGUACAAUAAGCUUAUGUGUAAAGCUACAGUUUGUGCAAGGUAAACUCUACAGUGGAAGAGGUUGUAAACUGAAAUUAUGAAUCCAGGUGGUGGCAAAUCCCUGAAAUCUAGAAUUGUGCACGGCAUGUUCACAGCCAUUGCCUCUCCAGUCCAGACAUAUUUAUACAAGGAAAAUCUCUCCAAUACUCUUAAUUUGCACGAUGACAUAUAGUCCACAUUACGUGCCUUGCCUUUGAAUAUAGAGACAUCACUACACUUGUUUUUGCUGCAUUUAUCAUUAUAGAAAAAAAUUAACAUUUUUAUGAUAAGAAUUGUUUUGUACUCUGAAUGAAAUUGUUGAUUUUUAACUUCAUGUACUACUCUAUCUCACAGUUACAUUGCAUAUCAAGGCUGUGUAUAGUUGCCGUUUUAAAGUUUGUAAUCAACCAGCAUUUGGUUUUGUUUUUUUUUGUUUUUUUUUUUGUUUUGUUUUUUUCAGUAUUUUGGUGGUUUUUCUAAUAACCUGUCAUCUUUCGUUUCCUUUUUUUCGAUGCUCAUUUCGUUCAUCUUCCAGUUACUAUUGCGGAGGGUGGAAUUCAGAAUUAUGAAAAUUAUGCAAUACCAAGUUUUGCCUAUGUAGGUAGUGCUUAUAGAUGCGUCAAUUAUUAGAGGCUAGUUUGGAGAUAGACAAUAUUGUAAUGCAUUUAUUUUGUUGAUAUCGUUGUUUGUCGUUGUUGUUGUUGAUGAUGUUGUUGUUGUUGUGGGUGAUUUCCUUUUUUAUUGACCAAAGUGGGGACUGCUUUCUAUGCAGUGUAUGACAAGGUCUUUUUUUUUUUUUUUUUUUUUUUUCUUUCUCUAGCGUUUAGGCCUACCGAAUGACGGAGAGUCAUGUUCCAGUGUAUUUUGAAUUCGAGAGUUUUUAAGGGAAGGGAAGGGGGAAGUUUUCUUUUGUUAUUAUUUUAGAAGUACUUUUAAGAAUGCACCCUUGGUCUUACUACGGCUGCAAAGUCACUGAUUGGUCUACUGUGACUCUUCCUUUUAACUUUCCACCUGGGGUGCUAGCAUGUGACAUUGAAUGAGCUCAUUUUUUUCACAGGAGAGACAGCUUGACUUGAGCACGACAAUCAUUUAAAGAAAUCACGUUUUUUGCAUAGAAUCCCGUUCUGUCGUCAUUCCCCCGAAGCUGCAACUGAGGGUGGAUGCGCCAGCUGCAAGUUGCAUGCUUUUUAUCGAGUGCUACGCCGUUCAAUUUUGAGACGUCAGCGAAUGCAAUUCCCAAGUAGAUGCCUUAAACACAUCAGUGAAGUGGCCUGUGACCUGCGCAACAAUCACACACCGACUAAUGCUAGUGAGACCUGUCCAAAUCAACUUCAGACAGGCUCAAGCAAGCCUUUAGAAAGUAUUUUAUAAGUAUUAGAUUUGUAUAAAUGUAUAUAUGAUAUGCACAUACUGUAUGUCAAAUCCUGAUCCCCAGCAAGAAUGGUUAGAGAGCCGUGUAGCGUAUGUUGAAGUAAAUAUCGGACGGCAGAAGCAGGGUGUUUUAACUGCUGCGUUCUUUAUGUCCAUUAGAAGCUUAAAUAGAACCCAUUAGGAGAAAAAUAUAGCACUUAAAUAGCACAUAGGCAAUCAUCUUCUCUCCCCGUACAGUGUUUAGAACAUUCAACCGUAACCUCUCAGGCGUAUUGCAGGGCAUUAUUUACUAUAUCAAUCAUUAUAUUGCCAUUUUUAAUGUGAAAAUUACACAGAGAUGGCAGCAUCUACUCCGAUGCUGCUGCUUUGACACUUUUUUUGCACUCUUUCCCUACAAUCGUGAAAGAAUCCGAAAUUGUUUUUUGUUUUUGUUUUUUUAUUUUUUUAUUUUUCCUCCCGCACUCGGAGAGUUGGUACAACCGAGGGCUUUCCGGCACGAGCUGAGGGCUAAAAGGCAGGAAGAAAAUAAUCCUCAAGUCAAGCUUAAUCUCUCCGUCUUCACUCAGAUUUCUUAUGCAGAAAAAUAAUUGAAAAGUCACCCCGUUCUAUGUGCACUGUUUUGUCUUUUCUUUUUUCUUUUUUUUUUUUUUAAAUCCUUGUUUUAUUCUUUUGGUUUUCUUGAGGAAAAAAUUCUAAGUGCUUUGCAGCCUUUGGCCAUUGGAGACCCCACUGAAGUGCAUUGUCCCCAAGUGUGUGUGUGUGUGUGUGUGCGUGUGCGUGUGUGUGUGUGUGUGUGUUUGGUAAAAACGUGUCAGGGUCACUGUGCUGUUGGUGUUUAUUUGAAUAGGAGACUGUACAUAAAGGUAAAUAUCCUGAUUGAUAGCAGUAGUCUGUGGGGCUGAACUCUGCUUUGGCAGCUUGAGUGUGUGUGUGUUUGUGAGUGUGUGUGUGUUUGCAUGCAUGUGGGUGAACUGGUGAGCCGGAUGCGUGAUCGAGUGCCUCUGACACUACACAACGAGAGAAGAUGAGGGUCUUUCUAUUGAAAAAGCCUGCCGUAGGACAGGAGUUUGUACACUGUAAACUUUCACGAGAGUUCUUCUCUAAAAGCCCUUAUUUGUAAAUCUUCAAUUGUCGGGGAAAAAUGAGUCAAUUCCAUUUUUGGGGAAAAAAAAAUUUUUGGAUUUUUUUUUGUUUUUUGUUUCAGAGGCUGGAUUUGAGUUAGAACUCUCCAGAUUUCCCUGAUUAAUAGUAUCUAAAGCGUUUCAUUAGUUGUUGUAUUCCUGUUUGUAAAGUCAAAAUGGGGGGAAAUAUUCUAUAAAGAACCAUAAAUAUAAAAAAAAACAACAAUGAAGGCUUUUUUUAUGAUUGAUAUUAUUUCUGAACCUAGUGCUUAGAUAUUUCCAUGUGGAAAACACUUCAUAAGUAUUUGAAUCGUUGUUCUUUCAUUAGUGUGGCCAUAGCGAGACGUGUGAUGUGAUUUAUCUCAUUUUUUUUUUUUUUUUUUUUGUUUUGGCUUUGUAUUUUAUUUUAUUUUAUUUUUUUGGGAAAUGGUUGUGAAUUCUUGUCCAACAAGAUGUGAGUGUGUUCUUGUAGCAGCUGGGAGGUGACGUCACUUAACCAGUCGAAAAGGCCCCAGAUUGCACCUGACCUUAAAGCGAGAAGCAGGGUAAAAUCUGCAGUGAUAAACGUCCUCGAUGAAUCUAUUAGAUAAUUUCAUUUUUUCUUUCUCUUUUGUUUCUUCUCCAAGGAAAUGUUGCAAGACGAUUGGUGCUACAUCUCACCAUAUUUCAGAUCAUCGUUGAGCCUGAUUCAUAUUUAGACAACUCGAGAAAAUCUCACAAAUAAUCAGUAAAAGGCUCAUUUUGCACUUUCAACACACAGUCUAUGCCUGAUGUAAUCACACUACAUAACGUUACGUUGUUUGCCGGUGCUUCAGAAUAGGGUACUGUACCUUCCAGCUGAUAGUAAUGUAUUUGGGCAUGCUACACAGGGUGUGAAUGUAACCUGUCAAAACAAAAAAACAAAAAAAAACAAACAAAAAAAGCUCUUGAAACGUUUAAUCAGUGUUGCACCCAUCAGCAGCUUCAAGAGCCUCAUUUAAGGCAGAAUCGAACACUCACAACAACCUUAUUUUAAGAAAGUAUUAUUGAACAGGACAACUUUAUGCAAGGAGGACCUGUGGCACUCAUGCAAUAUGUGUGGUUUUCUUUCUUUUCUUCUUUCUUUUUUUUUUUUUUCUCUCUGAAUGUCAUACAUUCUGUCAAAACUGAGAGGGCGUACACAUGCAGACUUCAACAUUUAAGCGCUUUCUGACAACUGUCAUUUUUCAUCCUACAUGAGCAAUACACACACCUUCCAUACUUUGGCUAGCUGCUAGUCACUUGGCAUCAGGUUGUUCUAAACAUGAAAACCAGCAUUUUUACAGGAUGUAACAUUCACCAAAAGAAGACAAAAAAAAAA